Messenger RNA from Stereum hirsutum FP-91666 SS1, 1308 nucleotides. RefSeq lists its product as uncharacterized. Gene Ontology annotation, biological process: nuclear pore organization; NLS-bearing protein import into nucleus; regulation of DNA-templated transcription. The transcript is spliced from 6 exons. Gene Ontology annotation, molecular function: single-stranded DNA binding; phospholipid binding; structural constituent of nuclear pore. NCBI's taxonomy places the organism in Eukaryota, Fungi, Basidiomycota, Agaricomycetes, Russulales, Stereaceae. The record is from RefSeq and is a predicted model, not a curated record. The coding region runs from base 1 to 1308 and encodes 435 amino acids. Gene Ontology annotation, cellular component: nuclear pore central transport channel; nuclear pore nuclear basket; nuclear membrane.
AUGUACUCUACAAAUUCCCAGUUCCAGCCCUCGGCUUCCUACCUCAGCCAGAACCACCACCAGGACGCGAACACGAACACACACGGCUACAACCCUUACAGCCCCGCGAGCACAGUCACAGGCAUGCCGCGUCCCUCAGGUCCCUCUCACUCGAUGUCCAACUCUCAGAUCGGGUUCUCUGUUGCUGGGAUGUCGAGCUCGACGAGCGGACAUCAUCAUGGAGGCAUCUCCUCGUGGAGUGUUGGGCCAGGGCAGGGUUUGGGAAGCUCGAUGAACGAGGGGUUCGGACAGUCGAGAUCGCAUUAUCAGCCUGGCUAUCUUAUGGCGCUCCAUGUCACAAAAUACCCUCAGGGCGGACGAGUUGACGAGCUGCCGAUUGUGCAGACAAAGGCGAAGAUGACCAACACGUUGAAGAGGAACACGACGUCUGAGUUCGGGAAGGAUCCCAUGUUCGAGAGUUCGAGGCGCCACCCAACGCUGGACGAGGACGCACCUCCGAUGGUAUCCGUGAACGACAUUGUAAACGCCACAUAUCCCGACAAACCUUCAACGCUCCCAUCACGAAGAUUCGACCCGCACGCAUCUACACACCGUUCAACCUCCCACUCCCACUCCCAGUCUCAAGCCAGAGCUCCCAGCCUCGCCACCGAACCCAUCUACGUGAUCGUCUUUGGCUACCCCGCUGAUAGAUACAGCGUCACCGCCGAAUAUUUCAAGCAUUUUGGGGACUGCACCGACGCGGACCCUAACACGGAAAUCAUCAACUGUUUCAGGAUCGGGUACAGGAACCCCGCGGACGCGAUGCGGGCGGUGCGAAAGAACGGGGAGGUCAUCGGUGGGAGCUGGAUGGUCGGGGUCAAGUAUGCCGAUCCCGUAAAAGCAGAAUCCCUCCUCGGCUCCUCCUUCCGCGCCACCUCCGCCCUCGACCUAACCCUCUCCUCAUCCCCCUCCAACGCUCUCCUCCCCUCCAACACCGGUGGCGCUGGCGGUGACGGCGAUGACCCCAUGUCCAUCGACGACCUCCCCCCCUUCCCACCCAACCGCUCCCCAUCCCUCCGUCAACCCCAGUCCCCCACGUCACCCGCGCCCAGAUUGGGCACCCCACUCAAACUCGCGCCUGCUGCUUCUGCGUUCAAGAAAUCUGCGGCGGGGGGAGCAGCGGGAGGUGCGGCGGGUGGGUUGCCGGGGUCGUUGGCGCUGAUGCCUAGUGCUGUGAGGCCGAUUGUGAGUGCGGGUGGUGGAGGCGGAGGGGGGACGCCAGGGAAGGGUGUUUUUGGGCAGGUUUCGGAUUUGAUAUUUGGGUGGUAG